Molecule: messenger RNA, 1358 nt
Organism: Nilaparvata lugens (brown planthopper)
Lineage: Eukaryota; Metazoa; Arthropoda; Insecta; Hemiptera; Delphacidae
Exons: 2
Coding region: 257-583 (108 amino acids)
Source: RefSeq, a predicted model, not a curated record
CUGGUAGCAUCUUGACGCUUGAGGCCUGCAUGUCAUUGUUUUGCUAAUAAUAAGUUAUAUAGACUGGACAUGCUUUAUUCUUAUUUGCUAUGUUGGCAGCCUGCGUGCUGUUGGUCAGGGGAGUGGGAGUUUUUGUCCUGUGAUGGCGUCUUGUCUGUUGUUGUCUGAGCAAUGUGAAUUUAGUGUGAUUUAAUCUAGAAAGUCUAUUCAUUUAUAGUCAUAUUAUCUGGCGACGAGGAUCAAACACAAAUGUACAAUGUCUAAACCUCCGUUAUUUAAUCCUGAUGAGGAAGACUUUUCCAUCUACGUGGAGAGGCUUGGUCUGUAUUUUGAAAUUAAUGAAACUCCAGAAAAGUUGCGAAAAAGCUAUUUAUGUGUCAAUUUAAGUUUGUCUGUGUAUUCUGAAUUGAAAACUUUAUUAGCACCUACAGAGUUGAGUAAAGCAUCUUAUGAACAAUGUGUCAAGGCUUUAACUACAAAAUUUUCAUGGAAGAGUAAGGUUAUCCCUGAACGUUUCCUGUUCCAUCAACGGAAACAAAAAGUGGGCCUAGGCACGGAUAUGGAGACAGGAGAAUGGUAUUGACAUCUAAUUGUUUUACAAGAGUAUAAUGUAGGCUACAGUACCGAACUCAUAGUACCGUACCGCACUCGUAGUACUUUAAUAAAAUUUCACAAUUUUUGUAAUAUAUGAAUAAGAAUUCCACAGACUUAUACAUUAUUACAUGGUUCAUCGUACUACCAUCUACUUCUACUGCCGCAUCCACACUAUCGCCCAAUGCGUACAAGUAAUGACGACGAUCGCGAUAGUGUGAAUGGGUGGUUUGCCAGCGUUUGCUAUAAUUGGCCUUUGCUUGCUAUCGCUCCGUUUUUUGUCGAAGGCUACCCAAGCGAAGGCGAGUGGCCAGUCAAGCAUCCACAAAUGGUCACAUUGCACAUUGCAGUGAGGAUGGCAAGACUAACGUGGCCAAACUUACCAGAAUAGCCAGCGACUGAGCGAUAGUGUGGACUAGGCAUAACAUGAGGAAACAUUUCAAAUAAAUUACAAGAGUUCAAAAUAUUUAUGAAAACUGACGUCUAGGCUCAUGGUGUUAGUUGAAUGUUAGUCUGUUGAAUGUUUGUUGAAAGUUGUAUGUUAUUCUUAUAAGAAUAAGCCAUACGCUUAUGUAUCAAUGUCGCAAAAUCAUUACCAUGAAUGAGAUCAAUGAGUUUAAUAAGAAAUCUUAUAUUAUUAAAAACACAUUUAUUCAUGUUUUGAAGAUUUGUAGAAAAUAAUACAGUACUAUAAAAUUAGCAAUGAACAAGAAUUAUUUCGAAUUACUAAUUAUUAGGCCUAUAAUUAUCAUUUGCUCUUCAAAUGA